This is a messenger RNA of Sesamum indicum (sesame), 988 nucleotides long. Its product is annotated as CBS domain-containing protein CBSX3, mitochondrial. The record is from RefSeq and is a predicted model, not a curated record. NCBI's taxonomy places the organism in Eukaryota, Viridiplantae, Streptophyta, Magnoliopsida, Lamiales, Pedaliaceae.
UAAAGGAGCAAAAGUAGGAAAACUAGUUGAAAUCUGUGGGUAGAUAGAUAAACCAGGGCCAGGUUUAACUGAAAAGGGUACAAAAUUUCUCGUCACUUUUUCUCACUCUCUAUACGCUCUGCUAGCUGAGGUGAACAACCCUUCCAAAAAAUAUCUCACUUCUGCCACAAUGCAAGGAGGAAUUAGGGCAGUGUUCUCUCACGGGAAUGUGCUCAAGGAUGCUGUUCUACGCCAUAUGCGUGUGGUGCCUCCAGCCAUGCGUUCUCUCAUGUUUGCACGCCAGGAAUCGGCCUCGGCUGCUCGCAUUGAAGAGCACGGUUUUGAGAGUACCACGAUCUCGGAUAUUCUGAAAGCCAAAGGGAAGAGCGCGGAUGGCUCCUGGCUUUGGUGCACCACUGAAGACUCCGUGUAUGAUGCUGUGAAGUCGAUGACACAGCACAAUGUUGGUGCUCUAGUGGUGGUUAAACCUGGGGAGCAGAGAUCACUUGCUGGAAUUAUCACAGAAAGAGAUUAUCUCAGGAAAAUCAUUAUACAGGGAAGGUCAUCCAAGUCAACCAAGGUCGGGGACAUCAUGACUGAAGAGAACAAGCUUAUCACUGUAACUCCGGACACCAAAGUUUUGAAGGCUAUGCAACUGAUGACAGAUAACCGCAUCAGGCACAUUCCGGUGAUCAAUGAAGGUGGAAUGAUAGGGAUGGUGUCCAUCGGAGAUGUCGUUCGUGCAGUCGUGAACGAGCACCGGGAUGAGUUGAACCGUCUGAAUGCUUAUAUUCAGGGGGGAUACUAGACGAUGACGACGAUAAGCAACUUGUUCUGUGCUCCGUGCGAUGACGGAGUUGAGGAACUUCUGAGUCUUGUAAAUAUUGGUGAUGCAUGCAUUUCCUGGAGUUGCCUGACAUGUCCUAAGAUUAAUAAUAAGAUGCACUCUAAACUGCUCAGACAAUGAUUGUUAACCUUGGUAUUAAUGUCGUUUUUCCUUAUUUGUCCA